AUGUCGUUUAAUCAACCAACGCAAGCACAACGCCUAAGACGCGGACUAUUCGCCAGUGUAGGUAUAGUGCUGUUUGGGUACUUUUUAAUGAAAGCAACAGUGCCAACUGAAGAGCAAUUAUAUCAGAAACUUUCACCUGCUCAACGCGAACAAGUUGAUAAAGAACGCGCAAAAAAUCGAGAAAAAAACGCGCGAUUCAUGGCGUUUCUGAAGGAACAAGCAGAAUCGGACGAGCCUGUCUUAGAAUUUGAUCGUAAUAGAAAACUGUAA
Molecule: messenger RNA, 270 nt
Organism: Ambispora gerdemannii
Lineage: Eukaryota; Fungi; Glomeromycota; Glomeromycetes; Archaeosporales; Ambisporaceae
Source: the annotation of a GenBank genome assembly